UAUGCUCAGGCAAUACAAGUCAACCACAAAGACUCCUUACUUCCAUAACACAUGUUGAAUUUAAAAUGGAUACUUUGAAUAUUCUUAUUCAGGAAUCUUGUAAGAUUUGCCCUGCAAGUGUUGCUUAUUGAUGCCUUCUGAAUGAUGGGUUCCAGAUUUCAGUAUGCAAUGACUCUUCACAUUAUUAUUUUCCUGCAGAUAGCUCAUUUGGUCACAGGCCAGUUUAAAAUUAUACCUCCUGACAAUCCUGUCAUUGGAGUCAUUGGGAAAGGAGUCACUUUGCCCUGUCAGCUGGAAGCUAAGACAACUCCCGAGAGACUUUUCGUUCAGUGGAUAUUUACUGGAAAAUCACAGAGAAUUGAUGUGACCACCUAUGAUGGAAAAAACAAACAAAAUCCAAUUAGUGAGGAUGAGACAUACCAGGGCAGGACAAAUUUCUUUCAGACUGAAUUUAAUAAGGGUAAUGUGUCUCUUCACCUGAAAAAUGUCAUGCUCUCUGAUGAAGGGAAAUACACCUGCAGUAUCUUUCUGGAGAAUUGGUAUGAUGAAGUGGUGGUUGAUCUGAAUGUGGCAGCUAAAGGUGAUGAGACUUCCAUCUUCCUGGAUGGCCACAUCAGUAAGGGCAUUGGCCUCACCUGCAAGUCACAGGGAUGGUUUCCAGAGCCCGAGGUAGUUUGGCUGGACAGUAAAGGACAAAUGCGGAAAGAGAAAGUGAUCACCCAAAGAACAAAGACUUCUUCGGGCAUUUUUGAUGUUGUAACUACCAUGAACCUAGAACCAGGAUCUGACAAAGAAGUCUCCUGCAGAAUAGUCAAUAACCUACUCAACACUGCAUGUGAAUCCCGAGUCCUGAUAUCAGAUGUCUUCUUUCCAUCCACUUCACCUUGGAUGACUGCCUUCAUUGUAAUUUUAUGUUUCAGUAUUGCUGUUAUUGCUGCUGUGGGUGCUAAACUGAAGGUUAAUACUACAAGAAGACAAAAAGCAGAUCGACUGAAAGAUGACUUGGACUUAUGGGAAGCCCGGACCCAUGCAG
Oxyura jamaicensis (ruddy duck) is the source of this 1033-nucleotide messenger RNA. Its product is annotated as butyrophilin subfamily 3 member A3-like. The record is from RefSeq and is a predicted model, not a curated record. The transcript is spliced from 8 exons. Lineage: Eukaryota; Metazoa; Chordata; Aves; Anseriformes; Anatidae. The annotation marks the transcript as partial.